This is a messenger RNA of Danaus chrysippus (African queen), 3111 nucleotides long. NCBI's taxonomy places the organism in Eukaryota, Metazoa, Arthropoda, Insecta, Lepidoptera, Nymphalidae. The record is from the annotation of a GenBank genome assembly.
AUGGAUGAGUGUGAGGUGGCACCGGUACCUCCGCCUCGUUUGAAGAAACGAGCCCGUCUAGUCGUCAAGGAACGCGAAAAGAGAACAGUUACAUGGGGACCAGAGACAUGGGUUGGAGUGAGAGCUCUUCGUGCCAGCUCUGGAGGGAUCCUAGACCCAGAUGAUAAGGUCCGCGAUGUAGCUGAUGAUCGCGAGACCCUCACCGCCGAGUGCACCAACCAAAGUCACCCCCGCGCGGCCCAGGCAGAUGGCGCUAGUGGCUCGUCUGCCGGCACCGCCUCACCUGACAUGUUUAGGGGCGGAGGCGGUGUCGGCGGCAGUAUGAGGGUCCCCAACACCGACUCGUGCGUGGAGGUCGGUGCAGCAGACCUCGACAUCGCCAACGGUCUGCAGGUCCGACGAGGAAGCGAGCCAACCCUGCAUCAAGAUACCUUACCUCCUCAAACACAGGUAUCAGAUCAAACCAAGAGAUGGUCAGCGGCGGUAGUAUGUCGUGAGGACAGUAGUCGAGGUCAACACAAAAUACCUCCAGAGGUCAGUCCAGACAAACACGGACACUUCCAGAGACAGACGAAUCGAUUGUCUAUGCAGUUCUCUGGACCGGGGAGUGGGGUAUGGUUAGAUGCUGCAGAACGGGUCCAAAUAUAUGGCAGCAAGAGUCUCCCUCGAGAUGCGAGAAAAGAACCCUUGGGUCAAGACACGCCAGUUAACGAUCAAAACCAUAGAGUAGAAGACAUGUUAAGAUGGGUGUCCGGAGUGAACAAUGUGGCCAGUGUACAUCCUGUACAAGAACGGACAUUGGAUUUAUUACCUGAAGGUAACAGUGAACGAGCGAUUACUGGUAUGGAAGUUCCAGUGAGUCCGAACAAGCCGGCCGCUACUCAGACCGUGUCGGUGACUCUUGUCAAGGGUGAGAAAGGCCUGGGAUUCACUAUCACCACCAGAGACAACCCCACCGGUGGACACUGCCCUAUAUAUAUAAAGAACAUAUUACCUAAGGGAGCGGCUGUGUCAGACGGUCGUCUUCGUGCCGGUGACCGUCUAGUGUCUGUGUGCGGUGUACCGGCGGCCGGGCGGACUCAGCAGCAACUGGUUACACUCCUUAGAAACACUCCCACAGACGCCGCUGUUGAGAUAGUUGUUGAACGUGCGCUCACACAAAGAACUCAGAGGGUAGAACCGCAACAGAGCCCUACAAAGUACACUGAAAAGCCAGUCGGUGCUACACCUAUACAAAAGCCCAUAGAAGCUAAGUCAGACGGCGGUCGAGUAUCAAGUAUAGUGAAUGCGAUCAAUAAUAAUAACGGCUCCACCAGAGGUCGGAUACCGAAAAGUUCUUCCAAAGACGAUCUUCUUAAGGAACACCCUGUAGAUACAGCUCUACAGGAUAUUCUCAAUAGUUCUUCCAAUUCUUUAUUAGGUCUUCGUAAUCGUCUUAUUCUAAGGCUGGAUGUACCUGUUCAUGAUUCUGAGAAGGCUGGUUUAGGUAUCAGCGUGAAAGGUAAGGUCACCGUGGGUCCCGAGCCUCAUGACCUUGGUAUUUUCAUUAAAUCUGUUCUAAACGGCGGUGCUGCGUCAAGGGAUGGAAGGUUGCAUACUAAUGACCAGUUGUUGAGUGUGAACGGCGUGUCACUAGUGGGUCAGUCUAAUGCAGAGGCUAUGGAGACUUUAAGACGAGCGUUGUUACACGCACGGCCACAUGUCAGAGGAAGCAUUUCACUCACCAUAGCUAGAAGAACUGAUAGUAUGGACAGUCUCGCUAGAUGGAAGGACGAUACGCCUCCCAACGGUAAUGACUCAACCAAUUCCAACGACAACAGCAACUCACAGAACUACAACACAGUCAUAUACACAGCACACGACAAAGAAAACAAACCGAUAGACGAUCAGAACAAAUCGGAUUCAAAGGAAAAUCUGCGCGGGAGUAAGAAACACGCUUCAAUAGUCACAAUAAACAAUAAUAGUUGGAUUUCCAACCAAUCAGAUGACAGCAAAGGUUAUUUAGAAAGAGACAAAGAUACAAUACCCCAUGAUAGUAAGAGAGAUAGCUUUGAAUGGAGUAGACUUGAUGGAUGGAAUCCGGUCAUCGAUAGAUUAACCGGUUUGAGGAAUGAGAGUUAUUAUAUGGCGACACAGGAACCGACUAUCAAUGGACAUCACUAUAGAAGUAAUAUGGGACAUGUGCAUAUGACGAGAUCACCGCCAGCACACCAUAAUGUCAUUAUAGAGGAGGACUAUGGAACUAACAGAGGCAGUGCGGGUGAAUCCGGCAGUGAGAGUGGAGCGUUCAGUAGAGACGCAGUCGGGAGGCGGUCUAUGUCGGAGAAGAGACACGCGGCCAUGGACGCUAAGACGACCGGGACUUAUAGGAAGAUCAAGGAAAAUAAAGCUAUACAUGCACUUCAAGUCGGUCCGUCCCUCGGCAUGCGAAAGUCGUCCAGUUUAGAAUCUCUACAGACAGCGAUCCAGGAGACGCAGAGGAACCCCGGCAGAAACGAACCGAUAUACUCACGAGCUCAUCCUCCUCUAAAGCAUUGGUUGACGGACGACAACACAGCCCCGGAAACCAUGUUCCGAGGUUCACCUCAACAGUCCUCACUGUCUCUGAAGAAACCAUCGCUACUGAAAUCACUAUCAACCAUGUUCAGAAUGGGAAAACCUCCAAAGAAAGAAGUGGAUACAUACGUACGGUCUCAAGCGGGGCGAGCCUCGGAGAAGUCACUCUCAACUAACAGUGAGCGACAAGCGAGAGACGAAGACAGAGACGAUCGUUCGCGUCACAGUCGUCAGAGCAGCGGCGAGAGACGAUCCACAGGCAGGACGGCACCCUCACACACACACGAACCACCGCCGAUGAACGACGCGUGGGGUCCGACCGGACAUUAUGUGAACUACGAAGAAAUACAACAAACGCUAAAUGCUCGUCGUGAAAAACUCAGCGAAGUGCAGUUGGGACAAGCCAGACGAUCAGCACAUAGGGAUAGAGACAGUCGUAGAGGCGGAUACAAUUCCCAGCGGUCGUGCAAGGAGUCAGUCCGGCCUCAGUCAAACUGCUACGAAUACGAGAGCGUACCUCCACGUCGACCUGGGAAACUAUCACACUACCACUGA